CCAUCAGUUUUAUCAGUCGCUGCUGUAUGCGAUCUUUUUUCCUCCAACAAAAAUAAUAUAUAAAAAUAAAAUAAAAAUAUUAAAAUAUUUUUGUCUGUAAUUCUCAUUGAAAUUUUACAUAAAUACAAACAUAUAUAUGUAUAUUUAAGUUAUACUUAACUUGAAGAAUUCGAAUCGAGUGCGCGCGAGAUGUUUAAUCGCUGAAGACGGCAGAAGGAGGACGACAAAUUUAAAAUAAAAUGUGGACAAAUUGAAAAACAAACAAAAUAAUAAAUAAUAAUAGAAAAACGAAACGACGGUAGAUAGAAUAACAUCGGAAACUUGUAUAAACAAAAAUAGAAAUAACCGGUAGCAAAAUAAACAGCGGAGCAGACACAGAUUAUUGAAGGUGCUAAAUCGUAGGUAAGAUGUACGGAUUAAUUUUGGAGAAUUUGUCGGAGUACAUCAAGCAGACUUACGGAGAAGAAAAAUGGGAGGAGAUCAGGAGGUCCGCGUCCGUGGAUCAGCCCAGCUUCAGCACGCAUCAAGUUUACCCCGAAAACUUGAUCCCGAAGUUGGCUAAAAAUGCUAUAAAGAUUUUGAAUGUGAGUGAAAGGGAGUUCUUCGAUCAGAUGGGCGUCUUCUUCAUCGGGUUCGUGAGUCAAUAUGGGUACGAUCGCGUGCUGUCCGUAUUGGGUAGACACAUGAGGGAUUUCCUGAACGGAUUGGACAAUCUGCAUGAGUAUUUGAAGUUCUCGUAUCCGAGGAUGAGGGCUCCCAGCUUCAUCUGCGAGAACGAGACGAGACAAGGCUUAACACUUCACUAUCGCAGCAAGAGACGCGGCUUCGUCUACUACACGAUGGGACAGAUACGCGAGGUGGCGCGACACUUCUACCACAAGGAGAUGAAGAUCGAUCUUGUCAAGGAAGAGGUCCUCUUCGAUAUGAUCCACGUCACCUUCCAACUCACCUUCGACAACAGGGCCUUCACCAUGGCUUCCCUGGCGAUGACACGAGAAGAGAAACAUCUGCCGAUCAGCGCGUCUGCCCUCUUCGAGAUCUUCCCAUUCUGCGUUGUAUUUGGAUCAGAUAUGAUCGUGAGAAGCAUCGGGAAUUCCCUGAUGGUGAUUCUUCCGGACGUGGUGGGAAAGAAGAUCACUAAUUGGUUCGAUCUGGUCAGACCGUUGAUCGAGUUCAAAUUCCAGACGAUUCUUAAUAGGACAAACAACAUCUUCGAGAUGGUCUCAGUGGAGCCGGUGUUAAACGAAAAGCACGGAACCGAUCGCAACGAGGUGCUGCUAAUGAAUGACGAGUCCGAUUUUCCCGAAGAGAAAAAUCUCCGUUUGAAAGGUCAGAUGAUUUACAUGGAUAACUGGAAAAUGAUGAUGUACCUGGGGACUCCAGUAAUGCCAGAUCUCAACUCCCUCAUCAACUCCGGCCUAUAUAUCAACGAUUUAUCCAUGCACGAUUUCAGCAGAGAUUUGAUGUUGGCUGGAACGCAACAAUCGGUAGAGCUGAAGCUGGCGCUUGAUCAAGAGCAGCAGAAGAGCAAGAAGUUGGAGGAAUCCAUGAGGAAAUUAGAUGAAGAGAUGCGUCGCACGGAUGAAUUAUUAUACCAGAUGAUACCGAAACAGGUUGCAGAUCGGUUGCGCACCGGGGAGAAUCCAAUCGACACGUGCGAGAUGUUCGACAAUGUUUCAAUCCUCUUCUCCGACGUCGUCACGUUCACCGAGAUCUGCAGUCGCAUUACUCCAAUGGAAGUCGUCUCGAUGCUGAACGGAAUGUACUCGAUAUUCGAUAACCUCACCGAACGCAAUAAAGUAUACAAAGUUGAGACGAUCGGCGAUGCUUACAUGGUGGUUUCCGGGGCACCGGAGAAGCAGGGGAAUCACGCGGAAAGAGUUUGUGACAUGGCUCUGGACAUGAUCGAUGCGAUCACCGACCUGAAGGACCCUUCAACAGGUCAUCACCUGAAAAUCAGGGUUGGCGUUCAUUCGGGGGCGGUUGUUGCGGGUAUCGUCGGUCUGAAGAUGCCCAGGUACUGCCUUUUCGGGGACAGCGUGAACACGGCUUCGAGGAUGGAAUCGACGAGUAUAGCGAUGAAAAUCCACAUCUCCCAGUCUACCAAAGAGCUGCUGCCAGAGUCGUACAAAGUUCUCGAGAGAGGAGAAGUCGAGGUCAAAGGAAAAGGUGUGAUGAAAACGUAUUGGCUGCACGGAAGGGAAUCUCGGCCUCCCCUGAAUCGGACUUUGACCGCUGGCGAGGUGGAAGUCGAAGGUGAUGGAGGAGCGACGAGCACCGGCAGUGCGGAAGACCGCAGAACAGGAAUCUACUCGCCGAUUACUUUCCAGGACGUGGCCCGCAGAAGCAUCGCGAAUUCUCCGAUCAAGACGCCCGUCCACAAGGGCGAAAUACCCGUCGUCCAACCGCAGCAGACGCGCGGCGAAUCAGCGGGACUUCCUUCGUUCGCCGACAUGAGGUUCCUGUGCCCAAGCUUCGAUGAUCCCGGCGACAUCUUCGGCUGCGCCAUCGGCGAAGCAUUCAAACAGCAGCAGUCGGAUGAAGUCCAACCUCAGGCCCCGAGCGUCCUCGUCCAGAGAGCAAACCACGUGCAGGCGCGCAACACAAUCAUCGAGUUGGGACGCGAAGCAAAGAAUUCGAAGAGCGAAGGAAACCUCUGCUCCAAAGCGGACAAAUCGCGACAGCCGAGCAAGAGCAAGAAGAUGCCAAACAGCCAGAGCUUCAGCAGUCACCAUCAGCACCAAUGUUGUUCCGGUUUCGGAUCGCACAAGACGCGGUUUAACAGCAACGCAUGCAACAUGCAAUAAACGAAAAGUUCAAAUUUGCGCUCGAACAUAUUAAAUAAUUGUAAUGUAUGUUUUAUAAAAGAAAGAAAAUGAAAGGUGUUUGUGUAGAUUGGCACCGAUUGUUCCUGACUCAUGACACUACUAUGCAACAAGUUUUUGGCUACAAGAAUGGUCAUAAGUAAACUUCAAUUCUCUGAAUUGCAUAGAGAAAAAAAACAAUUAACAUAGUUCGCACGAUCAUCACAAAUUUACACCUACACUCGUUCUUGUAUUAAACAUUAAUUUGUUGUCUAGAUUAAUUAUUUUGCAAUAAUAUAAUUACUCU
Molecule: messenger RNA, 3111 nt
Organism: Nicrophorus vespilloides
Lineage: Eukaryota; Metazoa; Arthropoda; Insecta; Coleoptera; Silphidae
Gene: Gyc88E
Product: soluble guanylate cyclase 88E
Exons: 12
Coding region: 408-2807 (799 amino acids)
Biological process (GO): response to oxygen levels; cGMP biosynthetic process; nitric oxide-cGMP-mediated signaling
Cellular component (GO): guanylate cyclase complex, soluble
Molecular function (GO): guanylate cyclase activity; oxygen sensor activity; heme binding
Source: RefSeq, a predicted model, not a curated record